UCAAUACUCCUCUUCUUUCCUCUUCGAAAUGUCUAACUUCUAUGAUAGCCUUCUAGAUGAGUUCCAGUCAUGGUGGUGGGCUAGUUUUGCGGUGGUUCUGGCCUUGUAUUAUGCAUGGCUGAUGACCAAGAAAUCAACAAUAAGAAAGCUGCCGUUGCCACCAGGUCCGCCAGGACUGCCUCUGUUAGGAAACCUUCCCUUUCUUCAACCUGAUUUAAAUCACUACCUUACCAAAUUGUCCAACACUUAUGGUCCUAUCAUGAAGCUCCAACUGGGUAGAAAGAUUUGUAUUGUUAUAAGCUCCGCUUCGCUAGCCAAAAUAAUCCUAAAAGACAACGAUGCAAUCUUUGCUAACCAUGACGUUUUAGCAACUUCGAAGACCCUAUUUUAUGGUGGGAUUGACAUUAUUUUCAGCCCUAAUGGCCCGCAAUGGAGGAAGAUGCGAAAGAUUUUUGUUCAUCAACUGAUGAGCAACGCGAGUCUUGAUGCCUGCUAUGCACUUCGCCGGCAGGGAGUACGAGAAAUGGUGAAGGAUGUGCAUGGCAAGGCCGGUUCCCCCAUUGAUAUCAGCGAGCAAAUGUUUAUUAUGGUGCUGAACGUAACGAUGAGCAUGGUAUGGGGUGCUCCGUUGCAUGGGGAGGAAAGGAACAGCAUAGGGCCAGAGUUUAGACGGUUAGUAAGGGAGGUUGUUGAAUUGAGUUCAACAACCAAUAUCUCUGAUCUUUUCCCAGUCUUGGCUCCAUUUGAUCUUCAAGGAAUCGAGUCAAAAACGAAGAAGAUUCUUCUUUGGUUCGAUCAGAUGUUUGAAUCAGUCAUAGCAGGCCGAAUGAAGGAUAACGGUAAGGGUAAAAACAAGGAUUUGUUGCAGUUCUUGCUAGAACUGAAGCAUCAAGGAGACGAUGGAAGUACCCCAUGUUUAUCGAUGGAUGAAAUUAAAGCAUUGUUUAUGGAUAUUUUACUUGCUGCUACAGAUACUUCAUCAACCACGGUGGAGUGGACAAUGACAGAAAUGCUACGGCAUCCAGCAAAAAUGAGAAGAGCAAGGGAAGAAAUUGAGGAAGUGGUUGGAAACCAGAACAUUGUGGAGGAAUCCCAUUUGCCCAAACUGCUAUAUUUGGAUGCAAUCAUAAAAGAGACACUGCGACUACAUCCAACAGUUCCCUUCCUAGUGCCUCGCAACCCCAGCAAGGACUGUUGCGUACUCGGAUACACAAUCCCUCAAGGCUCCAAAAUCUUUAUUAAUAUAUGGAAAAUUCAGAGGGACCCCGAGGUUUGGGAAAACCCUUUGGAAUUUGAACCGGAGAGGUUUUUGAAAGAGCCAGGAAAAGGUGAUUACCAUGGAAACUUUUUUCAUUUUCUUCCUUUUGGGUCUGGGAGGAGAAUCUGUGCGGGACUUCCUCUAGCUGAGAGAAUGAUGAAGUAUGUGUUGGCUACGCUGCUACAUUCUUUUGAAUGGGAAAUACCGACUGAGGUGGAGCUUGAUGUAUCUGAGAAAUUUGGAAUUGUUAUGAAGAAAAUGAACCCUCUUGUUGCUAUACCUAGUCCAAGAUUACCUAUAUUGGGGCAGUACUACUGAGGUUGGAUCCUUGAUGGCAUUUACCUGCUAUCGCAAAAGUCAUUGCAAAAGAAGAGAAAUCGGUUAAAGUAAUAUUAUAUUAUCAUAUAUGUUUGUAUGAGUGUGCGUAUACUUAUGAGUAUGUGUGAUUAUGGACACGAUUAUAUACCUUAAUU
Molecule: messenger RNA, 1731 nt
Organism: Rubroshorea leprosula
Lineage: Eukaryota; Viridiplantae; Streptophyta; Magnoliopsida; Malvales; Dipterocarpaceae
Source: the annotation of a GenBank genome assembly